Molecule: messenger RNA, 2769 nt
Organism: Fusarium tjaetaba
Lineage: Eukaryota; Fungi; Ascomycota; Sordariomycetes; Hypocreales; Nectriaceae
Exons: 7
Coding region: 1-2769 (922 amino acids)
Source: RefSeq, a predicted model, not a curated record
AUGGUUCGCCGGCAACCCCCCGUCCACCACACCUCUAUCCGGGCGGACCAUGGUUCGAAAUCCAAACCUAAUCGAGUACACGUCGGCAUUAAGACCCUCGACAAGAAGCCCUCUCAACGAGGCACGCAACACAACAGAGAUAUUCGAGGCGAACCAUGCCGGUCAAUAAUGCCAACUUUCAACGGCAUUGUGUCUGAGUUCCCAGACAUAAGAAUUGAAUUCAACACCCGAGCAAUGUCAACCUUUAACGGAAUAUGUCUGGGAACUCAGACACACAACCGGUCAAUAAUGCCAACUUUUGACGGCAUUGUGUCUGAGUUCCCAGACAUUAGAAUUGAUUUCACGAACCCCGAGGAUCGCUCUCCCAGCCCAGUCCAGCAGAAUGAAAACGACCCAAGCAGAGUUGGCCUCGCAGUAUUUAAUAAAUACUUCAGUAUCUUUAAACUCGACACUCAAUCCGCCAAAGCACAAGCUCGCUGGACAAACCCUCAACCCAACAACGAAGAUCACCAAGAAGGUCCCCCACGAAAGAAAGCCAGAACCAGCACUAACCACCUGAGCAAUGUCAACUUUCAACAGAUUAUGUCUGGGAACUCAGACACACAAAUGACCGCACCCACGCCUUCUGAACCUCGACUGAUUUUGCCCCACACAACAAAAGCAACAGCAGCAGCGAAAACACACGAGAGCUACUACCGCAACUAUCAAAAUGUCAUCAUCACGCAAGCGACCGGCCGAAACUGCCCCGAUCCCGCACCGGCGACGAAGAAACGCGGUCGCCCCGCGAAAAACAGCAUCGAAGAGAGCGCGACAGCGCGUGAGUUUGCCGAAAAGAUCUCGGAGAAUACGAGAGCCUUCCGAAGGGAGAAUGUCGACAGCUACGUCGGUGAGCUCAUUCGACCGCCUAGAGAUGGAUGGUCACAAGCCCACGAAGAUGCCAUGACCAGGAUGUGGGAAGAGACGGAUCACAAAGAAGCCGUAGGCGGCAUGCUGAAGAACGGUAAAACAACACAAGCCCAUCUGUUGAGCUUGUUCAAAGUCUGCCUUCGGGUUUACAAGAUGUCUCCGAUCCGAUUCAUGUCAUUCUCCCUUGGGGUAGAGUAUCUUGGUGAUAGGGGGAGUUCAGCAGUAUUCUCCAGAGCAUACUCGGAUGAACUCGCUCGCCUCAUAGUUCAUCCUGCCUUCAAUGGCAAGAAGGAUAAUGUGGCAGUAGCCAUGCAAUACGCUGUAAUAUGCCGUAUUGAUGACCGCCGCUUGUGGCCCGAGACAACCUCAAGACCCGCUUGCCCGGCCCUGAUCAAGAUGGUUGAGGUGAUGAAUGAGUCGGAGACCGGUGAGUCUGAGGACUCCAUCCAUCGAACUCACUUGGAGUGUCGGCGAGAGUGCGCAAGGGAAGGGAAGACCCCUUCAAAGAUCUCUGAUCUCUUGUUUGCAAUUGGCGAGACAGUAAAGAAGCCAACUGUGAAGGGCAUCGAGGUCUCGGAGGAAGCAAAGAGCUAUAGAGGCCUCCCAGUCCGACCCGUGUCUCUAUAUGACCUCAGGCACAUCAAGAAAACCCUUGAUGAGACUACGUGGCCUGUUGAGGCGUGGAAUUGCACCACUACAGAAGCGCUCUUUAGGUACCAGUCUGUCAUAGCCCAGGCGGAGGCUCCUAAUGCAGAGGAACUCCCAAUAUACUUCGAGCGCGCCCACAAGAGGAAGCUGAGGGACUGGAUGCUGAAAAGCAAUUAUGACCCUCAGGUCGAAGAGGAGUCUGAAGGUGCGGGGAUCGACCAAGGUGAAAGUGAUAAUGGAAGCCCACAGGUCGAAGAAGACUUCCAAUUUGGGGGUUUCGACCAAGGCGGAGAUGAUACUGGGAGCCCGAUCACCGUCAAUGCUCCAAGCAACCCCGAACCCUCCAACCCCGAGCCUCGUCACAUGGCUCAACGCCCUCCUCCGUUGGAGACAUUGGCUAAUGUUGCUGCGCAACGGCCAGGGCUAGUCCCCGAUGAGUACAAUCCCUACUUGAGUGUAGGCCAGGGAGUCGGGUCCCCUUCAAAGUCGGAAUUGCUUGCCCAAGUCAACAACCAAGGCAAGAAAAUUGCCGACCAAGAGAAGAGGCUCGCCAAGUACAAGGGAGAAGUCGACGACCUUCGCAAGAGGGUCGCCGCCCUCGAGACUGGACAAGGGAAGCGAAAUGACAACACAGCCUCUCGCUACCACACUGGACAUAAGUCACCAAAGUCGUCAUCGACAGCCGUUCGGUUCGAGGCUCGUCUGUUACCCCAGGCGCCCUUGUCUGUCAGUCCAGACCGUGGCCAAUCGGAGGAUCGUGAAUCUCUACUCGAGCCGCGUAGUGACUCGCCAGCAGGCUCACACCGCGGUAUGGCUGACGAUUUCGACGAGACAGGCUCAUACCACGGUAUGGAUAACAAUGAUGAUGAGCCAAUCUCCCCAAGCCGCUCGGUCAGGGAGAGGAGCAUUGAUCACGAAGGCUCCAAGCACUCCUUUCGUCAAGGAAGUGUCCCUCCACAACUGCCCAGCGACAGGCCACCGGUGCUUGACGACUUCCGACAGUCUCAACACUUCGCAGAUGGGGUCAAGAAUGGAUCAAUUAUGGAUACUGGCAUACCUCGCUCGCAGGUUCAGCGCCAACGACUGCUUCUUGUGCUUCUUGCCAACACACCAUUUACUGGUGUCGGUUGUCUUAAGGCUCGCUCAAGCCACAUUGCAAGACGAACUCAUCCAUUGUAUAGAAUGGCAUAUGUGGACAAGGUGAAGGACCUGUGA